GGGGCGUCUCUCUUACUCGCUCUCUCCCUCAAUCACUCUCGCUUUCUCCUCAGCGCAUGAGAGAGGGUUGGGUAUUGCAGCAACAUAGAGCCGAGCACAUUCACUUCUUCUUGCUCCAAUCAUCGGUGGACUAUGGAUACGUUCCCCGCAGCAACCAUGCCCUAACCGGCGUCCAGCCCCAGAGGAGCAGUAGCACAAGUAGCAGAACUGUGACGAUGGUGUAACAUCAAGAGGCACUGCUCAAGACUCAGGCCAUGGCUUUCAUGCUCUUCCUUUUAUUAAGCGUCCUCAUCUCCUCCCUUCCUUCCUGUGAUGCCCAGGUCGUCAUUGGCACAUCCUCUUCCUUUUCUCCCCUUGAUCUUCUUAAAGACUCUCAACCUUCCAAGCAGACGAAGGGAUCCUCUAUGACUCACAGCGGGCGCAGUGCUGUGCCAGAUAAGGUUACAAUGCGGGAUCAGUUAACAACAACAAAUACAGUGCAGCUAGGGCAAAGAAUACACUCGACUGCCUCCACUAAGUCAACCCUUUCUUCUCAGACACAAAGCCGUGAACCAAACAUGAGUCGACCCAGCAUCGCCAGGCCCAGGAAAGACCCAACUAACCUGAUGCUCAGUGAGGCUUUGGCAAAGGAAGAAUCUACCACAAAAGGCUUGUCAGCACCUGUGCUCACUUUGUCCUCCAGUGAUCUUUCCAUUAAACCAGUGACAGCUAUCAAUCCACUUGCAGAAACAAGUGAUUUGCAGGGGCUAGGAUCAGGAAGUACAAAAUUGAUGCUUGAAAAGGAAGAAUUACUUCCUCCUGUGCCAACAGCUGGUGAUGUCAUGGCACACCAUCAACCACAAGCACAGACUAAAAGAUCUGACGGACACAGUUCAUCAACUGUGGAGCCCCAUGUGUUGCCAAUGACACCACGAACUGAAUCAAAAGCCUCACAGGCCACACCUCCUGUAGUCAUAAUAACAGGUGAUCCUACUGCAAAAGCACCUCCUCUGAAACACCACUCAGCAGCUGCAGUGACUUUAAACACCCUUUCCACCACCACAGUCGGCUCCACUGGAAAACAUCCACAGACUCCUCGACAACCAGUUAGCGAUCGAAGCAAGAACAUUUCACAUUCAGUGACAGAGAAAGUAGCUACAACGACCGUAGCGAGUAUGCUUGCAACUACUGAUAGGAAAACACCAACCAAAGCAACAAAUAAACCCAAUCAAACUGCACAUCUGGGAAAAAAGGGAACUAGAAUGACUUUGCAGCCAGCGCCAGCAGUGACCUCGUCCUUCCUGGCACCCAGUGUUGCACCAGUUACCCAAAAUCCCCAAAUCUUUGCCACAACGUAUCGCACUACUCAGAAGAACCGCUCCAUUUUGCUGGGUCAUCCUCAUCAAGCCCCUCACUCCACUUUUAACCCGUCCCCUUCUCCCAGCACUGACCUCUCGCCAAACGGCAGCCUUAUCUACUGGGGUGACCUGAGCAGGACUUUGGCUUUUGCUUGGGAGCUUCACGUCUACGGAUCAGCAAGCCUUUUCCUGCUCUUGUUUGGCGGCGCUGCACUUGGACUCAUGUUGUCACCCGGGUCAAACUGUCCUCAUCGGGGGGCUCUUGCUCUCGCCAAUGCGCUUUUAUUUCUGGUUGGAGGACUUAGGGCAUCACUCUUUCUGAUUGAUCCCUACGGGAUGCAGAAGACACUUCCCCGGUCUGCAGUUGCAGCCAUUUACAACUUGCCACUACACUUGCUGGUGUGGGCGCAGGCUGCCCUGGCUCUGCUGUCCUUGAGAGUGGCCGGAGUAAGAGUUUUACCUUCAACGUUAGAGCGUCCCCCUCUGGUGGCUGUGUUGGCUGUGCUGCAGUGCACUCUGCUGCUGGCAGCAGAUCUGCUUUCCCCAGCGCUGUCACCUGUGGUGCCUGUUACCCUGCAGGUUUUGUCCCUGUGCUGGGGUCUGGGUCUCUGUCUUGGAUUCCUAUUCUAUGUGUUUCCACGUGUACGUUGUCCUUCCAUUCCUCACCCUGGAGUCACUGAAGAGGCCAGGAGGAAGACUUGGACAGGAAGCAGGAGAGAAGGGGUGAUUCUGGGAAAAGUGCUGGCAGUUUGUGCUGUUUUAGGGGCGCUGUGCUGUGGGCUCCAUGUUCAUGCCACCCUCUGGCUCUAUGGACUGCUAGGGGACUGGAUAAGCUUCAACUGGGGCUGGUGGCUUGUUCAUUUCUGGGCCAGACUCCUGGAGCUGGCCUGGGGGUUAUCCCUCCUACUCUUGGCUUCAUGGGUCUUUUGGAGGCCUCAGUGUUGUCAGCAAAGUGAGGAAGGUGGAGCAGGAGAGAGAAGAACAACAGGAGAGAUGCCAUCACCUGGCCAUUCUGGAAGUUCUUCUCAUAGACACACAUGCUGGUCCAAAAUAGUCCAAAGUUUGACAGGGAAGCCUUGCAGGAAGUCUGAUAGUAACGGUGUUGGAGGAGGAGGUCCAGCAGAGGUGCCUAACAACUGGGGUGGCCAGGAACGUUCUGGAGCUGACAUCACAAAGAGUCUAAUCAGGAACCAGAAUCAUGAACAAACAAUUGCCCAGCCACAGUGCGUCAAAGAUAGCAACCGGGUACGCAACCACAGAGGCCACUCUGCUGAAUGUGGCAUACCCGAUGGCUCCGCAGGCUCCUUGCUGAGACUGCAGGCAAUGGCCCCGCCUCCACAGCGCUCCGUGAGCGGAAGCCUGGAUCAAGAUAGGGACACCUCCCUCUCAAUGUGUGAGUUUGACCUACGGCCCCCAUCUCCCAUUAACCUCACCCGCAGCAUUGAUGAGGCUCUGCACAGAGAACACCUGCUUGAAGGUGGCAGCCUGUUUCAUCCUUUAAACCAAACUUUACAAUCCCCCUCCCCUGGAUCAGGGGUCAGUCCUGGGGCCUGGCUGCGCAGGAACAGUGACCCCCAGUUUUCUGAAAGCAGCGAGGCGCCUACAGAGUCCUCCAUGCCUUUGGGGGGCAGUAUUCUCAGCAGUGUGCCGAGCAGGCAGGUGACUGCUCCACCCACACCCUCCCACCAGGGUCACAGGUGGGCUGGGAACGAGGUGGGGAAUGUUCCCUCAUCAGUGUCCUGCCCCGUAUCACUUCAUCCCUCAAGAACGUCGACAGGACAUCUGGGGGAGGAUGGAGUGGACGACACACGGCCCUUCAUCACACCAGACUCAGAUCGAGGGCGGGGCAGGGUGGCGAGGCCCGUGGGUUCACGCAGUUACCUGGAGGUCAGCCGACAUGACGACUCUGCUAGUGUGAACAGUGAAAUUAUUGACUUAUGAACCAAAUAUGACACAUAAGGACAGUUGCCUCACAUCAAAUACUCCAUCAACACAUUAGGCUACAGCUAUAAAGCACAGACAUUGAACUAAUCAGAAAAUGAACUAUACAUAUAAAAAAUAUACACUAUGCUGUACUUUACCAUGAGUACAUACAAAAUAAACAAGUAUAGUAGCAGAAUUACAUUUAGAUCUUGACAUUAACUUCUUAACGGGGCUCUGUUAAAAAUUUGUUACAAGGCUCACAAGGCUUCCUAAUAAAAUAGACCAUGAAGUUGCUGUUUGGGAACAACGCUUGACAUCACAAUUGUCAUAAUUGAAGUUAAAACUGUGCUCCUGUAGGUCCCAUCACUGUUGUUUCUGUGUGUGCUGUGCACUGUAAAAUCCAAUAGCACUCUCAACUCAGAUAAAUAAGUAGAACAAACUUUUAAAAGAAAGUUCACCUCACCUGAGUGUGCAAAGUAAAACGUAAACAUCUAUUGUGGUCAACUAUAACUAUUAAGUUCCAUUUACUUUUUUUCAAGGCAAUCUGUUUGCAUUUUUUUUAAGUAAAGUUAACUAAUGGAUUUUAUAGUGUGCAUAUCAACAAUAGUCUCUUUUUUUUGUUACUUUUGUUCAUUGUCCUGGGAAUUUCAUUUCAAUGUAACUUUUCUGUAGUGUAAAUAUGUGCCAUACGUUAUUUUGGUUGUAUGAAUCCAUCUUCAUAGUGUCUUACCAAGGACAUGGGGACAACAAUUAUUUUGAAGCUCUUAAUAUGCUACUGCUAUCCUCUUUGCUUUGGAACUGAUAACAUAUUGAGACAGGAAACAAAGGCCAGCGAUACAGAUGCCAUAAAUGACAUUCUUACAUGCUCUUUUAUGUAGGUGAUUAUUAGUCCUAGAGGAUGUCAUUUACACCUACAGUAUUUUCUUGCAUCUAUUAUAGUACAAUACAAUGCCUGUGACUGCAUUUUACAGUAGCUAGGUAGUAGUAUUGAAUACACACGAGGCGCUGUUGGAAUUGUGGAAUCUAUGACUGCUUUGGUAAAUUGAAAAAAAAAAAAAAGCAAAUUAAAAAAAGACUGGCUUGCCAUGGAUUCACUAAUGCAGCACUUAUCUGUACAUUGAAGCACUAGACUGAAGUAUUUUACUAAAGACAAAAGUAUCUUUCAAAUACAGUAUAUUGGAACGAUGUAAAUACUGUUAUUUUUAUGUUAAAUAAAGGUAUAUUUGAAAGUCAUAUUUGUCACUGUGAAAGACAAUCAAAAGUGUUUUUGCUGAUGUGCUGUUAUUUUGAUAUCAGAUAUUUAGUUCAUUCAGAUAAGUACAGGUCAGGAUAGAAAUAUUGAUGCGGGUAUUGCAAAAAUACCAAAUUACAAACUUCAUCCUCAUCGUCUUUAUGUACUGUAUGUUUGUAUGUAUGUUCUAUUGAUGAAGACAUCAAUAGAACAUACAAACACAAUACCAACAUAAGAGACAUAAAACCAAAAGCAUAGAGUAUUUGCUUGUAUGUGUUUACUGGAAUAUUACCUUUUCCCGACUGGUUUCAGGUCAUGGUUUUGUUUACCCUCAGUGGUUGUAUUGCAAUACCAUUCAUUGUCUAUAUUAUGUAUCAUAUCAUGACCCAAGACAAUGACAUGCAGCUCUUCCCAGUGAUGCGUGAAUUGUUAUUUAUGCUAUUUUUAGUCCAAUGGCCUUGUGUUGUGGUCUACAUUCCAAAAAAUCUGUAAUAUUUUGCUGUUUUGCUGUUACUUAUAUUUCUUCCUGACCAGAGUGGAACCUCCAAGUGUGUUCAGUGUUGUACCCGCAGCAAAACAUACGUGCCAUAGAAAAUGCACUCAGUUUGCGCACCUUAGUGUGUAGUCACAGUGGAGAAAUUCAGUAUUUGGCUCAUUGAGCAUUUGUUUUCUUCAUUUUGCUGUAAUUUAUGUCUGCAUUGAAAUAAACAUGAAAACAUACAAUGAUCACAGUUU
Messenger RNA from Dunckerocampus dactyliophorus (ringed pipefish), 5226 nucleotides. RefSeq names its product proline-rich transmembrane protein 4. The record is from RefSeq and is a predicted model, not a curated record. The transcript has 4 exons. The coding region runs from base 255 to 3278 and encodes 1007 amino acids. Lineage: Eukaryota; Metazoa; Chordata; Actinopteri; Syngnathiformes; Syngnathidae.